This is a messenger RNA of Gavialis gangeticus (Gharial), 867 nucleotides long. It is a transcript of the gene VPS26B, whose product is annotated as VPS26, retromer complex component B. Gene Ontology annotation, cellular component: endosome; retromer complex. The transcript is spliced from 6 exons. NCBI's taxonomy places the organism in Eukaryota, Metazoa, Chordata, Crocodylia, Gavialidae. The record is from RefSeq and is a predicted model, not a curated record. The coding region runs from base 1 to 867 and encodes 288 amino acids. Gene Ontology annotation, biological process: intracellular protein transport; retrograde transport, endosome to Golgi.
AUGCAGAAACCUGUGGAACCAAAGGGCACGUACAACUCAGUUAGGUCCUCAUUUUUCCUGGCUGUCAAAGUCAGCUUGGAGCUCUACUAUGACCGAGGGAACCACCAUGAAUUUGUGUCUCUGGUGAAAGACCUGGCCCGUCCUGGCGAGUUCACUCAGUCACAGACAUUUGACUUUGAAUUCACACAUGUGGAAAAGCCUUACGAGUCUUACACUGGGCAGAAUGUGAAGUUACGGUAUUUCCUCCGAGCUACUGUCAGCCGCAGGCUAAAUGAUGUGGUGAAGGAGAUGGAUAUCGUUGUGCACACGCUCAGCACUUACCCAGAACUCAAUUCCUCUAUCAAGAUGGAGGUGGGGAUUGAGGAUUGCCUGCACAUCGAGUUUGAGUACAACAAAUCCAAGUACCAUUUGAAAGAUGUGAUCGUAGGAAAAAUCUACUUCCUGCUGGUGCGGAUCAAGAUCAAACACAUGGAGAUCGAUAUCAUCAAGAGAGAGACAACAGGGACUGGACCAAACGUGUACCAUGAGAAUGACACAAUAGCUAAAUAUGAGAUCAUGGAUGGAGCCCCUGUGAGAGGGGAGUCCAUUCCAAUCAGACUCUUCUUGGCGGGCUACGAGCUGACACCAACUAUGAGGGACAUCAAUAAGAAGUUCUCGGUGCGUUAUUACCUCAACCUGGUGCUGAUAGAUGAAGAGGAAAGGCGCUACUUCAAACAGCAGGAGGUGGUGCUAUGGCGAAAAGGAGACAUCGUGAGGAAGAGCAUGUCCCACCAGGCAGCCAUCGCCUCUCAGCGGUUUGAAGGGACGUCCUCCCAUGCUGAGGCCAGGACCCCCAGCCAACCUGCAGAGAACAACAGCCGGCAGUGA